Messenger RNA from Anopheles cruzii, 924 nucleotides. RefSeq names its product deoxyhypusine hydroxylase (gene nero). The transcript has a single exon. Gene Ontology annotation, biological process: peptidyl-hypusine biosynthetic process. Lineage: Eukaryota; Metazoa; Arthropoda; Insecta; Diptera; Culicidae. The record is from RefSeq and is a predicted model, not a curated record. The coding region runs from base 1 to 924 and encodes 307 amino acids. Gene Ontology annotation, molecular function: deoxyhypusine monooxygenase activity.
AUGGUUCAAAUAGAAGAAAGCAAAGUGGCCGCCAUCGGCGACGUGUUGAACAGCCGGGAACGGCCAUUGAAGGAACGAUUUCGGGCCUUGUUCACGCUGCGGAACAUUGGCGGUGAGCGGGCACUCGAGUCGAUCGGCCGCUGUUUCACCGACGAUUCGGCCCUCCUCAAGCACGAGCUAGCGUACUGCCUAGGGCAAAUGCAAGACAGCCGGGCCAUUCCGCUGCUAACGAAAGUACUGGCAGAUACGACCCAAGAACCGAUGGUACGCCACGAAGCCGCCGAAGCACUCGGAGCGAUCGGCGACAGUUCGGUGGAAGAAAUCCUCCAGCAGUACGCCACCGAUCCCGUGGUCGAGGUGGCGGAGACGUGCGAAAUUGCCCUUGAGCGUGUACGAUGGUUAAAACAAACGGCCACUCCAGGCACGGUCGCCGCAAAGGAUUGCAAUCCAUACGCUUCAGUCGAUCCGACACCGCCCACCACCGGAGGUCACAGCGUAGACGACUUGCGACGAAUUCUGAUGGACGAAACGGACACCCUUUACAAUCGUUACCGGGCAAUGUUUGCACUGCGCAAUCUUCAAACGAAAGACGCCACACUGGCCCUGGCCUGUGGGCUGAAGGACAAGAGCGCCCUGUUCCGGCACGAAGUCGCUUUCGUACUUGGCCAGCUGCAGGAAGAAUGUAGUGUGCCGUUUCUGGUUGAAAAUCUACGCGAUCCGCUGGAGAACGAAAUGGUACGGCACGAGUGUGCGGAAGCUCUCGGGGCCAUUGCCACGGAAGAGUGCACGCGAGUGCUUACCGAGUACUUGAAAGACGACAAACGCGUGGUGAAGGAAAGCUGUGAAGUAGCGUUGGACAUGUGCGAGUACGAAAAUAGUCCCGAAUUCCAGUACGCCGACGGGUUGGUGAAGUUGGGACACUGA